AUGACCGCUUCUACAAACAUCGCCACUGCGGCGGUCGUGAUUUCGGGUGCAUCGGUGAUCGCGUGCCUUUUCCUUGCCGUUCAGAUCUUCAACGAUGUCAACUCGUUCAAUGACGAUGUUCUCGCCGAGAUGAACUUGUUCAAGGACAAAUCCAACCAUGCCUGGAACGCCAUCAAUGAUGUGAUCAUGCCAAAGAACGCCAACCCAUUCUUGUUUGCCAGAUCCAAGAGAGGAUACGCCCUCCCAGGAGGCGGUGACGGUGGCGGUUGCCAAUGCUCUCCAGGAUCCAACACCUGCCCACCAGGACCACGUGGACCACCAGGUCAGCCAGGUUUGGACGGACUUCCAGGAGCCCCAGGACAGCCAGGACACAAUGGUGGCGCUGGAGCCGCUGGUGGAGGCAGUGGAGGAGCUGGAGGAUGCAAGGUUUGCCCGGCUGGACCACCUGGACGACCAGGACCAAUGGGACAACCAGGACGCCCAGGAAACGAUGGAGCUCCAGGAGCCCCAGCCUACGGAGGAGGCGUUGGAGCUCCAGGACCAGCCGGUCCACAAGGUGACAAGGGACCAGAUGGACUUCCAGGACCAGCUGGAGAACCAGGACACCCAGGAAAGAACGCCAUCUCAGGAGGAGCCCGCCCAGGACCACCAGGACCACCAGGUCCACCAGGACAGCCAGGACAUCCAGGAGCUCCAGGAGGUGGAUAUGGGGUCGGACCACCAGGACCACCAGGACCACCAGGACAACCAGGACAUCCAGGACAGCCAGGAGCCGAUGGGCAACCAGGAGCCCCAGGAAACGAUGGAGCCCCGGGAACCGAUGCCGCUUAUUGCCCAUGCCCAUCGCGUGGAGGAGCUGGACACGGUGGAGCUGCCGGAGGCGGAUUUGGCGGCGGUGCCGUCGGAGGAGGAUACGGUGGUGGGGCUGGAUCCCACGCUCAAGGAUACUCGCGCAGAAAGGUCGCCAGAUCCCGCGUCGUUCUCGCCAAGAAGCGCGUCGCUGUCCACAAGAAGAGAGCUCGUCUCGUCCACGCCCAAUAA
Molecule: messenger RNA, 1041 nt
Organism: Caenorhabditis bovis
Lineage: Eukaryota; Metazoa; Nematoda; Chromadorea; Rhabditida; Rhabditidae
Source: the annotation of a GenBank genome assembly